GCUGCUAACUAAGCGGGUCGCGUGGUUGUGUCCCUGGAAUUUCAGGGGGUGGGAUCAUGGGAGGAUUGUGCUCUUCAGUUCAAGUGGCCCAUGAUGAUGAUCUGGAUUAUGGAUAGAAAGAAGUGGCUUUGAAAUUUCUUUAAAAAAAAGAAGGAAACUUCAUUCAGCAUUACUCACUGUACUACCAUGGAGUCCGGAGACGAUGUUCAUUAUUGUCUGCGAUGCGACUCUGAGAUCAAGGGGUUGAUGGCUUACGUGGAGCACCGGCAGUCCCAAUGCACAGCAGCUGAUAAGCCUUCCAGCCCUGAAAACGCAGGAAGUGGAGAUGCGGAGGAAGAUGGCACACAAGAUGCGGAGGAAGAUGGCACACAAGAUGCGGAGGAAGAUGGAACACAAGAAAAGGCUGGCGAAGGAUAUGUUCUGAUUGAUGGAGAGCCUCUGGCAAUAGACCCUCCCAGCGAUCUGGAUGCUGAGAGCUCACCGAAGAAACGUGGUAGGAAGCGGAAGGCAACCUCCCCGCAAACUUCCCCUCAGAGAACUCCUGAGUCACAGAAAGUGGAGGAGAGGACCGCCGAUUCCCCCAGGAGAUCAGGUCGUAGAGGAAUCAGGAUAUCGUAUGCAGAUCUAGCUGCUGGUAUAGACAGGAGUGAAGCCAGGAUGUCUAGUGAUGAUGGCAAAGUAAAGGAUGGAAAAGCCAAGUUAUCUAAAGCUAAGGAUUCCAAAGCCAAGGACAAAGCUAAGGAUAGUUCUCCAAGGAAGGUUGGAAGGCCAAGGAAAAAAGAAGAGACAACAUCAGACAAACAAAAGAAGUCGGUCACUGAGAAGAUGGACGAAAAGACGAUGGUUAAAAAGGAGACAGUCGAAGAGGAGUCGGUUGAAGAGGAGACAGUCGAAGAGGAGAUGGUUGAAGAGAAUAUGGAGGAAAAUCAAACAGUUGGUCAAAUGGUGAAGAUGAGAGCCUUCCAAGAGAAGAAUCAGAAGACCAGGAAAAAUAGAAGGAAACUGCAUGUAGCGGCACAGAAGAAGCUUGCAGCAAAGAAGAAGAAAAAGAGUAUAAACGUACAGAAGAAGGAAGGCGAUGAAGUACAGAACAAAGAAGGUGAUGAAGAACAUCACGAAGCUGUCUCAAGUGGUGGUUCCGAUGGAUUUCUAGAAGAUGUAGCUGCAAUGACAGAUGAAGCUGCAGCCCAGAAUCAAGAAGCAUCGAUCCUCAUAAAAGAUGGUAAAUUCUAUUGCACUGUAUGCCGCGUCUAUUGCACCUCCAAGAAGAAGAUAGACGUGCAUUGCGUCACCAAGAAGCAUGCCAAAAGGUUUAAGCUGGGUCCAGUUGAACCUGCCGACGAAGAGGAAAGCCCUUCUAAAAUCAAAGUUCUGCGGGAGGUUCUUGAAUGUAACAUGUGUUCUUACAGAACCAAGAACGAAGGCCACUAUGCCAGGCAUCUUGCAUCCAUCAGUCAUGCUCAGAAAGCCUCGGUGGACCUUUACGCAUGCGACAAGUGCCACCGAAAAUAUAAGACUCAGGAGGAGCUUGAAAGUCAUCACGAAUUCCAUGUUAUCCCAAGAUGUGGAAUGUGCAAAGAAACCUUUGAGACGGAGGAACUCUUGGAAACACACCGGAGUGAGAUGGGUCACAAAGUUGAGAAUCGCUGUCCAGAAUGUGACAAGUGUUUCUCCAACAGGGGUAACCUUAGAAAUCACAUGCGGAUACACAACCCGGACUGCAAAUACAAAUGUGAUAUUUGCGAAUACUCCUGUGUACAAUGGGCAGACAUGAAGAAGCACAAGUAUCGUCACAUGGGCUUCAAGCCAUUCAAGUGUGGUCUGUGUGAGGCUGAGAGUCUGACUAAACAUGGGAUGGAGAGGCAUAUGAGAACGCAUCUUAUCCGCACCAAGGAUUACAAGUGCGACAUAUGCGGCAAGGGGUACUGCGAAGAAUACUUGAUGAAGCAGCACAAGUACAUGAAACACAGCCUUGAGAGACGUUUUCCAUGUGACUUUGAAGGAUGCACCUACGCUUUCAAGUUCAAAUCAUCACUGCUGCUUCAUCAGCGAAUGCAUACUCAAGAGAAACCUUACCUGUGUGCUGACUGCGGAUAUAAAGCAUCCACCAAGUACAGUCUCACAAAACACAUCCGUCUUCAUACUGGUGAGAAACCGUUCCACUGUGACUACCCAAACUGCAAUUAUAAGUGCCGUCUCUCAACCCAUCUCAGCCGCCACAAGAUCAUUCAUACUGGAAUCAAGCCUUACCACUGUCCCUUUUGCUUGUAUGCGUGUAACAAUAAGCAAAACUUGCGGAAGCACCUUCUGAACACUAAAUCUCACUUUGGGUUGAAGAUGUACAAGUGCAAGAUAUGCCCCGACUAUUCCACCAAUGUUUUCAGGGAUUAUGUCUUCCACAUACGCCAAAACCAUGCUGAGGAUGAGAAAUAUAUCAGUUACUUUGAAGUGGCAGAGAGUGUGACUCUGAAGAAUCUACAUAUGGCUGCAGCCUUGAAGAAUGAGGAGAACAUUGCAGCCGAAGCAAUACAAACGGAGGAAAUGAUGGGUGAGGAAGAUCUGCAGUCUUUCUCAGUUGUGACCAUCGUGCCGGGCAAGAAAGGGGGCAAGAAAAGGAAUGUAACCAUCAUGGAUGACAGGGUCGAGGUUCAGAAGAAACUUGAGCAGGUGAUUUUAGCCCUCGAAGACCAUUCCGCUGAGGUAGAGGCCAAGGCAGCGGGGGAAGCGCAGGCAGGCCACAGCUCACAGGAGACAGAAUCCGUGGUGCCUAUAGCUAUCCAUGGCAACAAUCUUGGAGAUUAUGUCGGCCUGGUUGACAAAGAGCUUGCGCUUGGAAAAGAUGGGGAGACUAUUGUCAUUGUUCCAGAGGUGGAGAACGAGACAGAGGUCUGUACAACAGAAACAACCGAGGCUGUGGUACCUACAGGGGAGGGAGGGGAAGCAAUCACUCAGUUUGUGGUGGAGUUUGACCAGCAAGGUCGGUUGGUGACUGAGGAGGACUUGGCAGCGGCCACCUGGCUUCACAACAUGGGCAACAUUCAGGAUGUCACUGUAGAGAUCCAAGAAGAAGCUGCAACGGAAGAAGUUCAAGGAUGACAAAACUAAUUUUUCACGCCUUCUCAAUGGAAUGAUAUUAUUAUCUUGAGUUCUGGUUAUAGAAUUGCAAUUUUGAAUUGUUUAUCGAGUCGUACGGACAAGGAAAAAAAAAACCAAAAAUUGCUGACAUAUUCACAGAAAUAUAGAAUAUAGAAGGCAACACAACUUGCACUAAAUCUCACAAUCAAUGAAUUUGAAGUUUCUUUAAAACCAUUCGCUGUCCAAAAAAAGUUCUUAUUACAACAUUAUCUAAAAAUUUGAAUAAACAAGCAGAAGCUUUCUUUAGAUAUGCAACUUUAAUGCCAAAGACUCAAGAUUUUAAUUUGUAUGGAUCAUCGUUAUCUUGAUUAAAUUGUCAAUUGUUAAUUUAAAUUAUUUUAUGAAAUUAGGAAUGUUAAAAAAUAGUAAUUAGCUGUAUGAUUUAAUGUUAUUAUAAAAACUCGGCCAUGGAUUUAGUUGAACCGCUUGUAGUUGCAGUAUGUAAGAUAUAAUUUUGAGUAUAUAGUGACAGUAGUCUUGAUUUCUUGUUGAAUAUUUAUGACUGUUUGAAAAGUUGCCUUUAUUGCUGUGAUAAUACUCAUGGUCACCCAUUGCAGCUAUUUAUUAUACCGAUGGAACUAUGUACAGAUUGAGUUCAUGGCUUCCAAUUAAGAAAAGAAAUGUACAGUGUUGUGAAGGAAAUAUCGCUGAAUGCAGCAUGAUUGCAUUUAUUUUGUGUCCCAAGUUUCAGACACUGAAAUUGUGAUUCAUUUAUAUUCACUAUUUAAUAAAAAUCUAUGUAGAAUUCACUCAUUUUUUAAUAGAUUUUUAGAAAUGCGCAGAUUUAAUCAAGGACUUGUCACUUUUCUAAAGUGGACAUGAUACUUCUAGCCCAAUUUUAAUUUUCAAUGACUUGAAGAAUUCCAAGGAGUCAAAAAUGCUGUUUUGGUCGAGUUUCUUUAAUAGAGGAAUAUGAAAAUGCCUACUAGGCCUAUAAUAAUAAUAAUAUGUAGCUUUUCUAUAGCCCUUAAUACAAGGUCUCUAAGCACUUUACAAAUAUACUAUUACUAUACUAUAGCUAUGGCACUCAUCAGCAAGCACAUAUCUCCUUUGUUUUUGUAAGAGCAAAAUGCCCUGAAUUAACUUUCCCUCUAAGUUAAAGAUGUAAAAAGUAUUCAUGCUAAUAUAUACAUGUAAGUAAGAUAUUUUGAGAAUUAUUUUUCAAACUAAUUUUUGAAUGUAAAUAUGUUAGAUUUUUUCAUAUAUCUUUGUGUGGCACCUUACCCAAUCGAUUACCAUUUGCAUGAAUUGCAGGGAGAACCGAUAAAUUUAUCUUGGUUGAAUUGAUUAGCUGUUAUAGUACACUUUUAAAUUUUAAAUGAAUUUAAAAGGUAUCUUUUCUUAAAAAAA
Molecule: messenger RNA, 4485 nt
Organism: Strongylocentrotus purpuratus (purple sea urchin)
Lineage: Eukaryota; Metazoa; Echinodermata; Echinoidea; Camarodonta; Strongylocentrotidae
Product: zinc finger protein 37
Exons: 3
Coding region: 187-3096 (969 amino acids)
Biological process (GO): regulation of transcription by RNA polymerase II
Cellular component (GO): nucleus
Molecular function (GO): zinc ion binding; DNA-binding transcription factor activity, RNA polymerase II-specific; RNA polymerase II transcription regulatory region sequence-specific DNA binding
Source: RefSeq, a predicted model, not a curated record